Messenger RNA from Nyctereutes procyonoides (raccoon dog), 2779 nucleotides. It is a transcript of the gene ZNF213, whose product is annotated as zinc finger protein 213. Bases 432 to 1886 code for a protein of 484 amino acids. Gene Ontology annotation, molecular function: RNA polymerase II cis-regulatory region sequence-specific DNA binding; DNA-binding transcription factor activity, RNA polymerase II-specific. The transcript is spliced from 6 exons. Gene Ontology annotation, biological process: regulation of transcription by RNA polymerase II. NCBI's taxonomy places the organism in Eukaryota, Metazoa, Chordata, Mammalia, Carnivora, Canidae. The record is from RefSeq and is a predicted model, not a curated record.
UUCCGGCGCAGGGACCUGGUGGCGGAACCAGAACGCCUGGGCGGCUGUGGGCGGUGUGUAUCCCGGGGGCGGGACCGGCGACGCGGGCCGCCGAGCUCUGCUCUCGAGCGCGGGGCUCCGGGCGUCCGCAGACGGCGCCCGGAGACAGAGGCCGGAGGGGGCGCGCGCUGCUGGGAAGCGCCGCGGGUGGGGCGCCUGCGCUCGCCCAGCCCGCCCGCCGCCGCCUCUCAGCUGCGCGCAGGCGAGGCUGCUGGGGUCUGAGCGCGGGGCUCCGGCCAGGUCCGCCGUCCCGCCCGCCGCGUCCUGCCGAGCGACCCUGGAAUGCGUGUCCAGAUGCCCACCCGGCGGCCACAGGGGAUCCCUCUGGGAGACUGAAGGACUGGCUCCCAGGCCCGGUGAGGCCAAGCAGUCCUGAGCUUUAGGCCAGGGGAAUGGCAGCCCCCCCGGAGUCUCAGGAGGAGGCUCCUGGGGAGGGAGCAGGUCUGCUGAUCGUGAAGGUGGAAGAUUCUUCCUGGGAGCAGGACUCUGUCCAGCAAGAAGACAGCAGGGAUUCUGAGGCCUGCCGCCAGCGCUUUCGGCAUUUCUGCUAUAGGGACGUGGGUGGGCCCCACGAGGCCUUCAGCCAGCUCUGGGAGCUCUGCUGCCGCUGGCUGCGGCCGGAGCUUCACACCAAGGAGCAGAUCCUGGAGCUGCUGGUGCUGGAGCAGUUCCUGAGCGUGCUGCCUGGAGAUGUCCAGGACUGGGUGCGGGAGCGGAGUCCGGGGAGCGGCGAGGAGGCCGUCGCCCUGGUGGAGGUCCUGCAGAAGCAGCCAGUGAAAGCCCAGCGGCAGGAAGUGCCCUCAGAGGAGGUGGAACCUGAGGCUACAGUCCAGGGAUCCCAGGCCAAGGGGCUUCCCAUGAAGGUGGGGGCACGAAGCUGGCCACCUGUACCUUGGGAGCAGCACAGCCCUGGUGCCCUGCUUCCUGCUCUUAAAGAGGGGAGUGCCAGAGGGCCAACAGAUACCUGCUUUGCCUCCAAGGUCCACGGAUCUGUGACAUUUGGAGACAUUCCUUUCUAUUUCUCCCGGGAAGAAUGGGGAUCUCUGGACCCUGCCCAGAGGGAACUCUUCUGGGACAUAAAGCGAGAGAACUCCCGGAAUGUCACCCUGGCUCUGGUCCCAGAACCCAGUGGAACUGAAGAGGCCAACCCCUCUCGGCUUGCAGGUUUGGGGCUCAAGAGCCAAGGCCAGCAGGCUGGGCUGGAGGAGACAGUGGCAUCUGCAGGCCAGGCCGGCAGCAGCAGCAGUGGCGGUGGGCGCGGGGAUGUGACUGUGUCCUGGAGCCCCAAGGAGCAGCCGGAGGUCUGGGAGGGUGAAGCCCGGUCAGGGGCGCCCCUGGCCUGUGCUGCGGGGGCACGGAGGGGGCGGCCGCCGACCCGCCGGCGACAGCUGCGGGACCUGGCAGCGGAGAAGCCACACAGCUGCGGCCAGUGUGGCAAGCGCUUCCGCUGGGGCUCGGACCUGGCGCGCCACCAGCGCACACACACGGGCGAAAAGCCGCACAAGUGCCAGGAGUGCGGGAAGAGCUUCCGCAGCUCCUCGGACCUGGUGCGCCACCAGGGCGUGCACACGGGCCAGAAGCCCUUCUCCUGCUCGCAGUGCGGCAAGAGCUUCAGCCGCAGCGCCUACCUGGCCGACCACCAGCGCAUCCACACGGGCGAGAAGCCCUUUGGCUGCAGCGAGUGUGGCAAGAGCUUCUCGCUGCGCUCCUACCUGCUGGACCACCGGCGGGUGCACACGGGCGAGCGGCCCUUCGGCUGCGGCGAGUGCGACAAGAGCUUCAAGCAGCGCGCCCACCUCAUCGCCCACCAGAGCCUGCACGCCAAGAUGGCCCAGCCUGUGGGCUGAGGGCUGGCAAGGGCCCUGCGGCCCACGGGGGUGCUAGGCUAGGCUGGGGUCACCUCAGGGUGCCGCGGCCGCUGGCUUCCAUCCCGGCUGCCUUCCCGCCUGCACCCGUGCCUGGCACACACUCCAGAGUGGAAAGCCCCAACCACCUCGUGGCCAUUCCUCUUCUGGCUUCAUGAAGCCCCAGCACAUUCCUAGCCCAUGGCCUCUGCGUGGGAGGAAGGCUGGGGCACCAGGUUGGGGUGAGGACUCUGGCAGGACUGGGGUCCCCUGCCCCCAGCCUUGCUUGGCUCCUCUGUUCCCUGCCCGCCCUAUGGGCUGAGUCCGUGGGCCUGGCCCUCUGCCCUGCCAAGCUGUGCCUUCCGGUGGGUGUAGAGGACGGGCCUUGACCUGCAGGAUGCUGCUGGGCCCUGGGAGGGACAGCCCAUCUCUGUGAGGAUCUGGGUCCUGGGUGUGGCCACAGGGGCUUUCCGGCCACAUCCCCUCCCAUUUCCAGGCCAUGACCACUUUGCCCCGUCUGGAGACGUGGAAACUGCCUAACUCUGCUCUUAGCUGACUUGCCCCCAAGUUAGUCCCAAAGAGCAGCCCCCUACUGAUCUGGUGACGGUGGUGGUGGCUCUGGGGACUGGAGUCCGACACCGAAGACCAAGGGCAGGGCUGGCAGAGGCUGGCUGCUCCCUGAGGCUCCUCUCUCCAGAGGUGUGGGGUUUGUGAUAUUUAACACUAGCACUCUGUCAGCGGUUAGUCGUUGGUUCCUUAAGCACUGCAUUCCACGGUGCCCUCUGCGUUGCCGGCAGAGUGGCAUUCCCAGGGACAGACCACAGGCUCUCCUGAGGAGCUCCGCCCUGCUGGUCUCAAAAGGGCAGCAGAGGACUUUGAAUAAAUAUGGAAACUUC